GCGGCUGGAGCCAGCAUGGCGGCCGAGCGCAAGACCAAGUUGUCCAAGAACCUGCUGCGCAUGAAGUUCAUGCAAAGGGGACUGGACUCGGAAACCAAGAAACAACUAGAGGAAGAAGAAAAGAAGAUCAUCAGUGAGGAGCACUGGUACUUGGAUUUGCCAGAGCUUAAAGAGAAAGAGAGUGUCAUAAUAGAGGAGCAGAGCUUCUUGUUAUGUGAAGAUCUUCUGUAUGGAAGAAUGUCAUUCAGAGGAUUUAAUCCUGAAGUUGAGAAAUUGAUGCUUCAGAUGAAUGCUAAGAACAAAGCAGAAGAUGAAGAUGAAGAUGAGAUAGUAGAGCUUGAUGUGUCAGAUGAGGAAAUGGCUAGAAGAUAUGAGACCUUGGUGGGGACAAUUGGAAAAAAGUUUGCCAAGAAAAGAGACCGUGCCAAUUACGAAGAAGAUGAAAAUGGAGACAUAAAACCAGUUAAAGCAAAGAAGAUGUUCUUAAAGCCCCAAGAUUAAAAAUGAUGCCUUAAAAUAUGUCUCGGGGUGGCCAUGAGAACAGCAGACUUUGGAGCCCAUCCCAGUGGCAUCUUUCAGCUAUUAAUACUUGAUAUUUAUUUGUAAAGAGAUGUGUAAUUUUAGAAAUAGACUGUGUUUGAAACAGAUGUGUAAUGGAUGUUAUACAUCCUUUUCCGAAUCAGGUUCAUCAGAAGCGGAAGUUGAGCCUGAAUCUUACAGAUGUUCAUAGGCACAGCAUUGCUUCCUGAAGAUUUUACCUCAGUUCUUUUUAUAUAGCUCUCCAGUGGCUGACCUUGAAUGGACUCCUAUAGAUUAAUGCCA
Marmota monax (woodchuck) is the source of this 822-nucleotide messenger RNA. Its product is annotated as M-phase phosphoprotein 6. Bases 16 to 501 code for a protein of 161 amino acids. The transcript has a single exon. The record is from RefSeq and is a predicted model, not a curated record. NCBI's taxonomy places the organism in Eukaryota, Metazoa, Chordata, Mammalia, Rodentia, Sciuridae. Gene Ontology annotation, biological process: maturation of 5.8S rRNA.